UAAUGGCUUCCUGACUGAGUCUCACUUUGUUUAUGUCGCGGUACUGACAACUACGUGAGCGUUUCUUUUAUAUUAAGAGGAUAAUUACAUUGGUUCAUAAGUUUGUGCUUCAGAUUGUUAUUUUGCUCCCUAACCAACUGAAGCGAUUUCGUGGAGGGAUGAGCUAUUUUGUUGAAUGAAGCGAAUGCCCACAGUCCCGUUAGGAGGAUGAGCUCCGUCGCCGGUCGGGAUAUCCCUGUCUCCGCCACCUCUGUCAGCAACGCUGGAGCUGCAUCAUCGCGGGCCUUGCACGUAGAACUCACAUCCCAACAGAGGCGUCUGCGGCACCUCCGGAGCAUCGCGGCGCGAAACAUCGUCAACAGGAACGGCUCUCCGCUGCUAGACACCUACUUCACCCUGCACCUCUGUCAGGAGGACAGGAUAUCCAGAGGGUUUUACAAGAGUGAGAUCAUCAAGGACUCCUUGAAUCCUACAUGGAGGAGUCUGGACUUUGGCAUGCUGCCUGACCUUCUUGACACCUCGGUGUCCUGCUUCGUGGUGCGGAUAUGGGGAGGGCGGGGGGACCAGUACCAGCUCCUCAUCGAGUGGAAGGUCAACUUGGAUGGACUGAGAUACACUGGGCAGCAGAUCCGCUCCAGAAAUCCAAAUGAGAUCAUAUUUGGAUUAAACGAUGGCUACUAUGCAGCUGACUUCGAUCACAAGGACCACUCUGAAAAAAAGAAGAGCAGUUUGCUUCAGGUUGACCAGAGUUCAGUGCGAAACUCCUACAGCGUCUUCUCCCUGUUGCGGCUGCAUACGGCCCAGAGGGCCAUCAAGCAGAACCAGGUGACGGUGCAGAGGAUUGGGAAGGAGAUUGAGGAGAAGCUGAGAACGACGGCGGCCUGCACAGAACGGAAGAAGGAACGGGAAUGCAUGCGGCUCCGGAUCGGCGUGCUCCGGAGUGAGCUGGAGAGGCAGAGGAAGGCCCUGUGCAGAGAGGUGGACACGCAGCAAAAAGAGAAGGCCCAGCUUCAGGGGAAAGAGGAGGCUUUCUCCAGCAAGCACCGCAGUCUGGAGACAGAGAGGGAGUCGUUAACGGAGCAACAGAAAGAAUGCACGGCCAAAAGAGAGCUGUUCCUGAAGACCAACGCCCAGCUCACCUUCAGGUGUCGUCAGCUGCUGUCGGAACUCUCCUACAUCUAUCCCAUCGACGUGAGCAAUCAGACUGAUUACGUCAUUUGUGGGGUGAAGCUGCCAAAUUCUGAAGAUUUCCAAGCGAAGGACGACGGAAGUGUAGCGGUCGCCCUGGGCUACACGGCGCACCUGGUCCUGAUGAUCUCGUGCUUCCUGCACAUCCCUCUCAGGUAUCCCGUAAUCCACAAGGGCUCCCGCUCCUCCAUCAAGGACACCAUCAUGGACAAGCUCAACGAGAAGGACCGAGAGUUUCCAUUAUACGCAAGAGGGGAGCGAUAUCAAUUUGAAUAUGGCGUCUACCUUCUCAACAAGAAUAUUGCCCAGCUGAGAUACCAGCAUGGCCUGUCCACCCCUUUCCUACAGCAGACUCUGCCAAACCUGAAGAACUUUCUGGAGCAUGGUCUGCUGGUGCGCUGCGACCGUCACAAGGUGUCCAGCGCCGUGCCGGUUCCCUCAAAGUCCCAGCUGGGCGUCUCCGCCGCCGAGGCCGGGCACCUCCCCCGGACCAGCUCCCCGGAUCGAGGCUCCCGCAAGCGGGCCAGCUCCGAGGCCGACAAGCAGAAGUACGGCACGCCGCCGCCCAGCUACAACACCGCCCUGGCCCAGCCCAUCCCCAUCGGCCCCGCCCCGGACCCGCCCAAGAACAUGUCCUCCUCGCUGGACGCCGGCAUCGACUUCGCCAAAGGCCUGGAGGCGCAGGAGAGCCCGGCGGGCGAGGACUCGGACGUCGAGCGGGCGGAGGGCGCGGUCAACGGCUCGGCGGGUCCGGCCGAGAGCCUGGCGCUGCAGGCCGGGGCGGAGCUGUGCUGCUCGGUGGAGCAGGCGGAGGAGAUCAUGGGCACGGAGGCCACGGGGUUCAGCGGCGCCGGGCCCCUGGAGGACUACCCCUGCAUCCCCGUGGAGCACGCCGUGGCCGUGGAGUGCGACGAGCAGGUGCUGGGCGAGCUGGACGCCGCCGGGUUCGAGGAGUUCUCCCGACGCAUCUACGCGCUGAACGAGAACAUGUCCAGCUUUCGCCGGCCGCGCAAGAACUCGGACAAGUGAGGCAGGACCGGAGGGGCGGGGGCGGGGCGGGGGGUUUUGGGGGAAAGCUUGUUGUUUCUUUGUUUUCCUACCCCUAGCGACACGGAGACUAAAGAAAAAAAAUAUAGGAAAAAUAUCUGGUAUAACAACCAAUUUGCACUUCUCUAAGCAUUUCUAUAAUCCUUGAAAAUGACAAUAAAGGAUAUUUGAGGUUGAAACGAUUCCUGGCCUUAUUUCAGAGUGCGUUGAUGUACCACAUGAGAAUAAAUGCUUAAUAAACUGGCUUUUCACAGCACUAGGCCCUCAGCAUGUUUGGGCAUCUAAGCGGCUUGUAGCGAUCUGGGAAACGAACACAGAGGAUGUAGAGAGGAGCACGCCACAUGGGGGUGGGACCCCAAAAACCACCGCCCAGGAGAACUACCCCCUUCGCUGAGGAGUCUGCAGCAGAGAAAGGGGGUCGGGUGUGCAGCCCACCAGCAAUGAAAUUACGGCCCGGGCGCCUGACGGUCCCAACGCACUUAGCAUCCCCUUCACACUCGCAGUGACCUGCCGUCCUGGAGACGGUCUGACUCAUGAAUGUUCCUCUCCUUCCCCGGUGUGAGAUUUCGGUUACCGCCUACAGCGAAAGGACCAUAACGAGGGACGUGAAGUCUCCGUUGUCAACCCGACGUUUAGCGACGCUGCGCUCCGUUUCAUUACGGCAGUGCUUUUCUGUCUCCCCACCCCCAUGUUUAUUUUCCAUUUUUAAUGCCUUUAUUCACACCAGUAAUAAAUAACACUUAAACUAAAUGUUGACCAAAAAUGACUGGUGUAUACUGUGAACAAGUAGCUUUGAAUAUUCCAGAAUGACUACGGCUAAUAAACUGGAUGUUGUUUUCCCCUCUGUUUAUUAAGUCUAUAGCUCCAUAAUUCUGUCCAAUCUAUCCCAGGGCCACACGAUCUUUUGAAUAUUGUUGUUUUUGUUGUUUGUUUGUUUUUGGGGGGUAUCUGUAAUUUGUUGUCAUGAGAGUCAGAGGUGAUUGGACUUUUUUAAUGUGCAGUAUUCCUGAAUGAGAAUGGAUGUUAAUUUUAAUGUGCACGGCUCAAUUGUGCUACUGUUAAACACUGUACACUUCCACUUUCCAUUUCCUGCUGUACCUUUCUUUGACUGAAAAACAAUAUAUGUUUGAUAAGAGACAUUUUUCUUUCUGUAAACUUGCUGGAAGUUCCUGCUGUGUCCCCUAUCUGUCCAGUCAAACUAUUCCAGAUGUAAUGGAUGCCUCCCUUGCUUUGCCUGGCAGCCACACACAUAUGCCCCAGAACUGGACUCGCUGACCACAGGAAAAACUCAUAUACAAUUUUUCUUAUUAUAUUAUAAACUACUGUGGUUUUGCGAUUGUUUAAAAUGUAUUGUAUUUAAAAAAAGAAAAUCAUUUUACACAAACUGCUAUCUUGAGUGAGUGUUGUGAGAACAAUGGCGCUUACUGUACAUAUAAUUUUGUAUGGAGGGCAUUUUAUUAUUAAAGACCACAGUUUGAUCGCACAAA
Conger conger (European conger) is the source of this 3722-nucleotide messenger RNA. It is a transcript of the gene uvrag, whose product is annotated as UV radiation resistance associated gene. NCBI's taxonomy places the organism in Eukaryota, Metazoa, Chordata, Actinopteri, Anguilliformes, Congridae. The transcript has 15 exons. The record is from RefSeq and is a predicted model, not a curated record. Gene Ontology annotation, molecular function: SNARE binding. The coding region runs from base 208 to 2217 and encodes 669 amino acids. Gene Ontology annotation, biological process: SNARE complex assembly. Gene Ontology annotation, cellular component: lytic vacuole; endosome.